Messenger RNA from Heterobilharzia americana, 502 nucleotides. The record is from the annotation of a GenBank genome assembly. Lineage: Eukaryota; Metazoa; Platyhelminthes; Trematoda; Strigeidida; Schistosomatidae.
CUACAACAAACAACUCGUCCCUUCCCCUUCCCAUUCAACUCCACGACCUGACACGUGAUGUCUUCAAACGACUUUCUCAGUCUAUGUACAAUCCAAUCCAUCUACACUCCCUUCUUCUGCAUACACCCUGGUCAACGGGUGCUUCCUCAAGUUGCUUCAUUGACAGACCGAAGUUCCUACUCGUUUAUUCUUUCUCACCUUCUCAUCUCAACUUCAGUAUCGAGUCAGUGUAGGCGGCAGCUGUUGAACAUGUAUGUCUGUAGUUUGUCGCAAAUGCUUUUCGUAACACAACAAGUCUCUCAACCAUCACAUAAAAGCACUGACUUCACUGAAAUUAGUACUGUUACAAAUCCAGAUGUUGUUCACGCUUUACACUGAGUGCAGUGUAGUAGAUAUCCACACUGAUUUCACAUUAAUGUAGAAGGCCUGUCCUGCUGUCUUUACAAUCCUAACUGGCUUUCACAUCCCAUCCUCAUAUAUGCCUCGGACACCAGUACUUGAA